AUGAAAAACAAUGAUAACAAACCCGAACCUUAUGAUCCCUUCAAUUUAUUUGAAUACGACAAUAGAGCCAUUGCACUACAAACACUUCAGAGAAUUAAUGAUAAUCUCCUCAACAAUAAUACAUCUAACAUUUCAUCAGCACUCAAUUAUCAAGAUAUCAACAAUGGAAUAUCCCCUAAUUCAUCUGUAUCAUCAUUUCAUAAUAGUAGUAGUAGAAGGAGAGCAUCUAUUUCUUCAUCAUCACUUACACCAAGAUCUUUAUCAACUAGUAAUAAUAAUAGGAAGAGUCCUCGUCAGCUAAGAGAAACAACACCAUCUUCACAACAACCUUCAGCACCAGUGAAAAGAACUAUUUCCAAUCAAUCAUCACCAUCCAAGUUUUCAUCAGUGAGUGGAUCUUCAACAACUCCUCGACAUAAUGUGUUUAAUAGAUCAAAUUCUGAUUCUCAAACAAUUUCAAAUCAUAGACCUUCCAAUUCAAAGAGAAGGGCAUCUAUUGGUGGUAUGGGAACAAGUAAUUGUCAACAACAUGAAAAUAAUUGUAUAUGUAGUCAUUGUGGACAUGAAAUGAAAUUAAAAGAAGAAAAGAAACCUCUCAUCACACCAACAAAUGAAAUUUUCAAAGCCUUAACAGAAAUUGAAUAUGAACAGGCGCUAAAACAAAGUAUGAAAGGAAUGGACAAGGUUAAUUUAAAUGAUGAAGAACAAUUGGAUUUAGUUGCUGAAAUAUUAUCUGAAACUUUAUUAAAGAAUGAUGGAUUAAGUUUAUCCUCGAAAAGAAAACAAAAACUAAAGAAAGCAACUCACUUUUCACAAACUGAAACUUAUUUUGAGAAUAGAAUUGAUAAUAGACCUUCACAAACAAUAGAGAAACAAUUUGAUUUUACUAAUUGUGAAUCAACUAACAAGACAAAUGUCGAAACAAAUCAGCAAUUAGUUAAUUCUAAUAUUGUUAAUAAUAAUAAUAGAAAUGCACCAAUUAAGAAAAAACCAAAUAUUCAAAUAUUUAGAAAUAUUGAGGAAAAGAAUAUUUCACCUCUUGAUGAGGAAUGUAAAUUAAUUUCAGAACCAUUUAUUACAAUUCAAAAUAAUCGAAUGAAUUUCUAUCCAAACGAACCAACAAGAAUAGCACCUGUGAGUAGGAAGAAGGAUUCACGCAAUAUUCCAUCAAGCAAACAACCAAUUUAUAAUGAACAAAAGGUUCAAUCAAGAAAAUCAUCACCUCAACAAACUUCAUCAGUAACUGAAAACAACAAUGAAACUCAAACUAAUGCAUACAUUGAGUAUGAUACUAAUGAAGAUCAACCUGAUAGUAUUAAUACUGAUACUACUAGUGAUGAUGAUAACAUGGUGUAUAGAGAUAAAUGUCUGAACACUGAUGAUUGUUUAAUUAUGAAUGAAGAAAUAAGGAAUGAACUUUAUGAAAAUGCUAAACGAAAAGGACAAGAUGAAAUAGUUAGAAUGUAUAUUAAUUCUAAAUUGAAAGAGAGAUUAACAAAGCAAAGUAAGAGAAGUGAUAGAAAAUCAUCUCUUUCAUUCUUAUUUCCUGGUCUUUACAAGAAAAUUCAAACAGAUUUGAAAUUAAAAAGAUUAGAAAGUACAGACCCAUACAAAAAACCAAUGAAUAAUAUAAUUCAAGAAAUGAAAUCUCUCGUUGAAAGAUGUUGA
Naegleria gruberi is the source of this 1668-nucleotide messenger RNA. RefSeq lists its product as uncharacterized. The transcript has a single exon. The record is from RefSeq and is a predicted model, not a curated record. Bases 1 to 1668 code for a protein of 555 amino acids. Lineage: Eukaryota; Heterolobosea; Eutetramitea; Acrasida; Naegleriidae.